AUGGGUUCAGUCUCAGCAGAAAUAUCUACAACUGCGAAGAAGUGGAGAAAUCAUCCUCCUUCUCCGUAUUCCCUCAAGGUUGACAACUUCAAACAACUUGAGAAGUUCGCAUCAUCCUCUGAUGAUAAAUACCAAUCUCGUCUUUUCUCCUCUGGUGGAUAUAACUGGAAACUGAACAAAACGGACAAUGGGAAAGGAUUCAUUUCGAUGUAUGUGGAAAUAGACAGCAAAAGCUUGAUAUCAGCACCACAACGUGAGGUGUUUGCCGAACUCAUCUUCUUUGUCUACAACAAGAAAGAAAACAAAUACUUCACUGUUCAAGAUGUAGAAGUAAAGAGGUUCAAUGCACUUCAGACAGUGUGGGGGUUGCGGCAAGUUCUUCCAUUUGAUUCAUUCAACAACCCUGAAAACGGUUAUGUCUUUGAGGGAGAUCAAUGUGAGUUUGGUGUUGAUGUCGUUGUUCCAUCACCCGUUACCAACUGGGAGAUUCUCUCUUUUAAUGAGAAGUUCUCUUGGAAUGUGAAGAAUUUUUCUCAGUUGAAAGAGAAUAGAUACACAUCAAACACUUUCUCAAUGGGAGCGAGGCAAUGGGUUCUGUGGCUGUAUCCGAAGGGUGACUCUAGAACAGAUGGCAAAUGGUUAUCUCUUUUUCUGCUUUUAGCUGAUUGUGAUAAACCUAAAGCAGAUGAGAAGAUUUUCGUGCAAGCAUAUUUGCGAGUUCUAGACCCACAUGGAUCGAAUCACAAGGCAUACCGAAAACAGUUACUUUAA
This is a messenger RNA of Brassica napus (rape), 771 nucleotides long. RefSeq names its product ubiquitin C-terminal hydrolase 12-like. The record is from RefSeq and is a predicted model, not a curated record. The coding region runs from base 1 to 771 and encodes 256 amino acids. Gene Ontology annotation, molecular function: protein binding. Lineage: Eukaryota; Viridiplantae; Streptophyta; Magnoliopsida; Brassicales; Brassicaceae. The transcript has 4 exons.